Molecule: messenger RNA, 1846 nt
Organism: Gossypium arboreum
Lineage: Eukaryota; Viridiplantae; Streptophyta; Magnoliopsida; Malvales; Malvaceae
Exons: 1
Coding region: 452-1621 (389 amino acids)
Source: RefSeq, a predicted model, not a curated record
CUUGUUUGUAUAAAGAAAAUAAUUUCAAUUGAUAAAUUGAAUAAAACCCAGCUAUUUUUAGUGUGUCAAGUAAAUGAGCAAGCUCAUGUACUGUAUCUGUUUUUGUAUGAUUGUGUUUAGGGUUGGUCCACUACCAUCAGCGAAACCAGUAAAUCACAAACAACAAAUUGGAUUGAAAGGACAGUCGUUUGUUGAUAGCUAAGAAAUUGAAUUGAAACUGGAAUGCGUGUAGAAACAGUAGAAAGUUCUCGCAUAUGUUAAUAGUGAUUAAGAUUUUGUUCCCUUCUUUUCUUUUUUUUGUGAUAAUUAUGAGGUUUUUGCCCUUGAUGAAACUAAUUGAAGGUUUGGUCAUAUAAUUAUAUGUAUGGACUGGUAGUUGAGAGGUUCUCUCAGGUUUUCUCCCUUCACGCCACAUGCAGUAAGCUUCGAAUCUGAGCAGUAUCCCUGAAAAAUGGAUCAUACAUCAAACCAAGACAAUCAACAGUUAUUUUCACUGCUAACGUCCCUUCAAAAAGCUUCUAAAGAUCUGCAGAAAACCCCCAUUUUUUCAACACAUGAACCCCAAUCCACCCGUGAACCUUUCUUACACCUUGAAAAGGAUGCCAACCCCAUACUUAGCAACGAUCCUCAUCUCUCCAAGCUCUCUCAGCUACUUUGCAACCUCAAAACCCUGCUUGAAAAGCUCCAAAAAUAUCAGGGCUAUACCCUGCCUUCCAUCCUCAGACGCCAAAUCAUCAACUACAAGAUUUACCAAGUUGCUUAUUCAAUCGAUACUGAAAUCCAAGCCUAUUUCGACCGACAAAGCGUUCAAAACCUUGUGGAAACACUUGAAGGUUCGGAUGACGAGGAUGAGAAAGUGAAGGUUUUGGCCGAGUUUGAGAAGCGUUUAUCGCAAGGUUUUGAUAGUUAUUUUCAAGAUUUAAUUUUGAAAGCCAAAGUGUUCUCAAUCCUUGAACUUUUGCUUUGUGAUUCAUCAUGCUCUAUAAGAAUUCAGGACCAGGUAGCACUUGUAAUAGCUUCAUUGAUUAGAUUCAAUAAAGAUGUUUUUGUGGGACUGGUGCUAAUGGGUCCAACUGUUCGAGCUUUAAUAUCAACGCCAUCUUGUUGUUCGAUUCGAGUUCUUUCUUUGCUAAUCAAGUUCAUUAGAAUCCCUUUGGUUGAUGAAUUAGAAGCACACAAAGAAAUCCCUAGAAUUAUAAGCCUUUUAAGCUCGGAAAAUGUGUCAAUUCAAGUUGGAGCCUUAGAUUGCAUACUUGGAAUCGCGUAUUAUGGGAGAAGAGAAGCCAUUGAAGCAAUGCUUGAAGCAGGGUUGGUUGAGAAGCUGGUGAAGUUGCAGAGACUAGAAAAGCAAUCCAAUGACGAUGAAAAUGGAACAAACAAUGGAGGUGGUUCAAAAUCAGACCCAAUAAUGGAAUGCGAUGAAGAGGGUUAUGUUGGUAACUGCCCAUUUGAAGGUUGUGUUGCAAGAUUUGCUGUGCAAUUAGAAGCAGGAGAAAUGUUAAGUAAAAAGGAGAAGACAGAAUUCAAGCUAGAAAUUUUGAGGAGGGUCAGAGAAGCCUCUAUUUCUGAGGCAGAGACUGCUACCAUUGUUGCAGAGGUACUAUGGGGUUCCUCCCCUUGAAAUUAGAUUUGAAGCGUAGGCUUUUUUGUUUAGUUCAACAGAUCUGAGGCUUAGUUAGAGCUCCUUCUUAGUGAUUUGUAUUCAUGUAUUUUAGUUGCAAUGAUUGUUUCAGGAUAUAUGAAACAUUGGCAAAAUAGUUUUCGCCAGGAAAGUCGAGCAUGGAAUACUUCAAACAUUGUGAAGAUAAAAGGAAUCUCAUCUUACAAUUGAUUCUUUUGUUGGAAA